AUGUUUACGGGAGAUUUCACCCAGAAGAAGAAGGUGGAUCUGGGGGGCAGGAGGAAAGAACUUGACAGGGGCAGGCUGCUGGAGCAAGCAAAGGCGGACAGGGAGCGGAGAGCAAGGGAGAAGCUCGAGAGGGUCAGCGCCACGAAGAUACAGGCAUUUGCCAGAGGCCGGAGGUCGGUGAGUGCUAGCCGCGAUCAGUCGCGCAACUCAUGGCAGGGGCAAUUUGGCGCGCUGGGAGAGCUGGCCACCAGGGAGGCCCUCCUUUACGACUCCCCUUUUCUGCCCCAGCUCCUCUUUUUCUUCCGGCUGAACAAUCCAACAGACAUCGUGAGGUUGGCCGCAGCAUGCCGCCUCCUGCUGCAAAACUACUCUGCGAAAGAGCCAACUGCGCUUUUCUUUGCUAAUGGCGAAGCUCAGAAGCAAUUGAUUAUGGCUCAGAGGGCGGCCAAGCUGGCGGUGACCUGCCUUCAAGCCGUCCAUCAUAACAGGCAGGCCCUUCUGUCCGAGCUGUCCAGCCCCUGGCAGGCAUCCCCCGGCAGCCUGGGCAACAUUCUCCUCCAGACUGUGCUCACCCUUUCGGGGGACUUCCCCUGGGCGCGCCAGGUCCUCGAAACGCUGGCGCGAGCGGAUCUGUUUGUAUACAUCCGGGACAUCUUAGUUCUGGUGGGGGGCAGUUCGAAGGCCGUGAGCUCCAUCGAGCGGGCGGCGCUCCUGCUGACGUCACGCUACUUCGAGGACCGGGUCGGCGACCUGGAAGGCUCCCUGCCCGCGCGCCUGCGCUUUGCCGCGCAGCUCGUCUCCAUCCCCUUCUUCUGGCAGCGCUUCUCCACCUUCAAGCAGGCCGCUGCAAGCCGGGGUCUUUGGCAGCGGUCGGUUCACAGCCUUGGGGGCAUACUGCCCGCGCUCGGAGGAGCUCUACCGGGCAGUCCUGGGCCCGCCCUGCCUUCGGAAGCAUGCCUCCUGGGGAACCUGCUCGAAGGAGCCCCGGGGGGGCUCACCGCUCCGCAAACUUCGACGGAAGUGGCGUCCGAGUUCAUUCGUGUGGGGCAGACCCUUAUGGAGGGAGUCCCGUCAACUUCGUACAGUCACAAAGCCGCAGACGUUGACGGAAUGGACGUGGAGUCCUCGGUCGAGUCUGCUCCGGGUCCAUCCCUGGACCCGGCCCUCGUCAAGCAGCUAGCGAAUUUGGGGGACGUCGCCGUGCUGAAACCGCUGGUCGCGGCACUCCUUUCCGUUCCAACAGAUCCCGCUCAACCCCUCCAGCCGCCAACCCCCUCGGAAGCUUCGCUCGUGGGCUCUCUCGCCUGGUUCCUCCAUUCGGUUCACACGCUCUUUCCGCCCCUCCGCGCGCGCCUCUUCACAAGCCUCGCCUUCUCGGCCCAGUUCACACAGCGCAUGUGGCUGUACCUGAAACGCUGCCACCUGGCGCGACAGUGGCCGUCGAUGGCGGUCGUCGGGUGGGAGAAGCAGCUGCUGCCGGAGUGGCUCGGAUGGAUGCUGCCGCUCGCCGUCUUCUGCCCCGUGUACAGCUAUCUCCUGAUGACAAUCGACGACGACGAGUUCUACGAGAAGCAGCGGCCGUUGCCUCUGGCGGAUUUGACCAUCCUGUUGUCGAUCCUGAAAGAGGCGGUGUGGCAGCUCCUCUGGACGUACAACUCUAAGCUCGGCUCCGGCAGCCCCCUGGCCACCCCCUCCGAUGCGGGGCUCUUCUCGGCUGCCGCCACCCCCCCUGCCAGCACUCCCAGCGCUACUGCGUCCUCCCAUGCGGACCUCUCGCCGCAGGCCUUUUUGAAGCACGUGGGCACCGUUGCGGCCACGCUACUGGCACAGCUAAACGACCGCAACGCCCGGAGGGAGUUUACUCAGCCGGAGAGCUUCCACGCCAAGGGCAUCGUGGACGAACGCUUCUACAUACAGGCACGGGACGAUCCCGAUAGUCAAGCAAGGGAGCUGCUGCGGAAGGCGCCCUUCCUCGUACCCUUCCCCGCACGCGUCAGGGUAUAUCAAUCUCUGCUCGAUGUGGCACGCUCCAAGGUCGCCAACUGGCAGACCCCCUGGACCGCCGCGGAGAUCCCGAUCCGGCGGAACCAUAUCGUGGAGGACGGAUUCGACCACCUGAGCGGACGCCCGGGAGAGUCGAUGCGGGGGCGCAUGCGGAUCCACUUUAUCAACGAGUUCGGGGAGCACGAAGCGGGAGUCGACGGAGGGGGCCUGUUCAAGGACUGUAUGGAGGGGAUCAUCAAGGUCGCCUUUGACGUGCAGUAUGGGCUGUUCAAGGAGACUGCAGACCACCACUUGUAUCCAAACCCGGCUUCCCACCUCGUCAUGACCAAUGGGGAUCACCUGCGGUACUACGAGUUCCUCGGGAAGAUCCUCGGCAAGGCGAUGUUCGAAGGCAUUCUGGCCGACAUCCCGUUCGCCACCUUCUUCCUCAGCAAGCUGCAGUCCAAGAACAACCUGCUGAACGACCUGCCGUCCUUAGACCCAGAGCUGUACAAAAGCCUCAUCUUUCUCAAGCACUACGAAGGUGACGUCGUAGACCUGGGCCUCUUCUUUUCGGUGGAGAACAACGAGCUGGGCGAAAUGGCCGAGACGGAGCUCAUUCCCGGGGGGAAGGACAUCCCCGUUUCCAACGAGAACAAGAUCAAGUACAUCUACCUCGUCGCGAACCAACGGCUGAACCUGCAGAUCCGGCGGCAGAGCGCGGCGUUCCAGGAGGGCUUCGCCCAGGUGAUUGACCCGGAGUGGAUCCAGUUCUUCAACGAACAGGAGCUACGGAUCCUCAUCUCCGGCUCCAAGGAGUCCGCCGACAUGGACGACUUGCGCGAGAAUGCGGUGUACGGCGGGGGGUAUGACGACAAGCACCCGGUCAUCCAGGCCUUCUGGGACGUGGUCAAGUCGCUGGACUCGCGACAACAGAGGCUGUUCCUGAAGUUUGUGACGGGCUGCUCACGGGGGCCCCUCAUGGGCUUUAAGUACCUGCAGCCCCAAUUCGCCAUCCACAGGGCCGCCCCGUCCGACCAGCCGGAUGCCUCUGUCCGCGCCGACAUCGUGAACCGGCUCCCCACGUCUGCCACGUGUAUGAAUCUGCUGAAGCUCCCUCCAUACCGGAACAAAGACAUGAUGAAACAAAAGCUGCUAUAUGCCAUUACCGCCGGGGCUGGCUUUGAUUUGAGCUGAAC
This is a messenger RNA of Klebsormidium nitens, 3182 nucleotides long. The record is from the annotation of a GenBank genome assembly. NCBI's taxonomy places the organism in Eukaryota, Viridiplantae, Streptophyta, Klebsormidiophyceae, Klebsormidiales, Klebsormidiaceae.